AUGUUGUUUUGGAAUAUGUGUCUCCUAACCCAAUCUGACUUGAAGCGUAUUUUUGAGCAAGUGGACGUGAAUGGGGACGGGUUCCUGAGCCUUGAGGAGCUCAAUCGCCUGCUUCAAAUGACAGGUAAUUCCCACUACACCAUACAAGAGUUGGAAUCGCUGGUGGAACAGAAGACCCUUGGUUUCACCGAGUUCUUGUUCUUUUACAAAUCCAUUUCGGAGCAGAAAAAUGGAGAAAGCAUAGGAGGUGGUGGUGGUGGUGGUGGUGACGCAGAGGAACUGGAGAACGACCUCGUGAAAACGUUCAAGGUGUUUGACUUGGAUGGAGAUGGGUUCAUCACCAGCCAAGAGCUGGAGUCUGUGCUCAAGAGGCUUGGCAUGUGGGACGAAACCAAUGGCAAGGAUUGCAGAUCCAUGAUUCGAUUCUAUGACACCAACUUGGAUGGUCGUCUUGAUUUCCAGGAAUUCAAGAACAUGAUGUUGCUUUCCAAAGCUUGA
Messenger RNA from Sphenostylis stenocarpa, 498 nucleotides. Lineage: Eukaryota; Viridiplantae; Streptophyta; Magnoliopsida; Fabales; Fabaceae. The record is from the annotation of a GenBank genome assembly.